Molecule: messenger RNA, 2327 nt
Organism: Gymnodraco acuticeps
Lineage: Eukaryota; Metazoa; Chordata; Actinopteri; Perciformes; Bathydraconidae
Gene: lysmd4
Product: LysM, putative peptidoglycan-binding, domain containing 4
Exons: 3
Coding region: 558-1355 (265 amino acids)
Source: RefSeq, a predicted model, not a curated record
AAGCUCAGUCUGAGAUUAAAAAGUCUGUGACACUAUAUUUACUUUUUAAAAAAAAAUAGUAACAGUAUUUCUUCAUGUGUCGUCAUGAACAUAAACUAACGUUUGCUCACUGUAACUGGAGCUGAAGUUAGGCAGUUCGCUGACUGUGCCAUGGUGCCGAAAUUCAGCUGAACACAUGCUGGACUCCAGAAGUAACGGUAACACGGUUUAAAGUGAUUUUUAGAUUAAAUUACGUCCUUCAGUUUGGCAUUAGAGUGUUAUAAGUCGGUUGAGAAAUGAUCGCCUAACUUUGUUAACUUAAGUGUAUCUCGAGCCGGUUUCUCAAACGUACCUACCCCACCUUUGAAUGUGUACAACAACGUUAAUCAAAGUGCACCGUCCAUUAAGAUUUAAAGCAUAAUGAAUAUGUGUUAGGGUGCUGUCACUCUUUAGUUUUAAAGGAACUAUUGUGCGUUUGCCUUUUUUCUGUGGUCGUGUAGGCAGGUGUGAAAGCUAUAAUUCAACCAGGGCGCCGAGAGGAAGGAGCUUUCGGCCCGCAAGUGAACUCUGGCUUCACUAUGCGGCGGGGGGAUCACGCUUCCCGGGCUUUCCAGGCCCCGGUGGAUGUCCAUGCCAGUGUAGAUGGGCAGAUCUACAUGUUCAACAGGAGGCACAAUGAGUCUACUUCCUCCUCAGAUGAUGAGGAGCUCAUCGUCAUGGAGAUGAGGCCGCGAAUUUCACUGCAGGAGCCGGACAGUCUGAGGAACAUCCAGCUGCUGGAGCGGGAGGUGCUGGACGGGGACAACCUCAACAAGCUCGCACUGCAAUAUGGCUGUAAGGUGACGGAUAUAAAGCGGGUGAACAACCUCAUGCAGGAACAAGAUUUAUUUGCACUGAAAACCAUCAAAAUACCUGUUCAGAAACACAGCUUUUUAACCGAGUUGCACACAAGUCACCCUCAAGAAGAAAUGCCACAUUCAUCCCCCACACCAGUGAAGCCUCAGGACCGAUCCAGAGCCCAGCCACACCUGCAGGAAGUCACAGACUUCCUGAUGGAGGUGGACCAGGAUAUCGAGAAACUGAUUCAGAACACAAAUGAUCAAGAUGAAACUUUUUUAGAUAACUCAAAACAACAAAGGUUUGGUUUCAAAGGACAGCCUCUGAAGAGUCACGGCGCAGACUGGGGCAUCCAGUGGUGGAACGCUGUGGUGGCCAUGCUCCUGAUCGGCAUCGUCCUGCCAUUAUUUUAUGUCAUUUAUUUCAAAUCAAAAGAUAGUGGAGUAGCUUCACCAACAGAUGGUGGAGGUGCUUUAUCUUCCAUCCCCUAUUCAACCACCUCAGGGACAGGAGCCGAACACUUCCAAGAACCAGGAUAAAGCACACCGGAAUCAUUUUAAGACUGAUGAUAUUUAAGGUGUCAAUCAAGAUAAAGCCAACUCUCUUAACAUUUUCACGCAACACCCCCGUGUGUCAGUGACAUUGUCUUUCUGUUUUGUACUAUAUCUGUGAUGCUUGAGGCAGAAACUCCAAUGACUGUGUUGAAGAGAAAUGGAUGAAAAAGUUCAAAUCUUUGUGAUAUUUUAGAAAACUAACAGUUCUUUCUUUAAAGAGUUGAUGUAGUAAUAUUUCUUACAAUAUUACUCUCGGCUAUGUUACCUCAGGGGAUUUACAAUAUUUGAGGCUGAUAAGUAACUAAGUAUUUUUGUGUGGGCUUCACUACAACUCGCCUUCCUAUCAUUGCCUUUUGCCAGUAUCAACAUAUCAAGGGUCAUCAUAUCAUUGUCAUGUAUCAAGCAUAAUCAUGACAUCUGUUCCAAUACAGUAAUAUAUAUAUAUAUUUGCAAUAUGAAAAAUGGGAGAAAAGUGUAUGAGGUUAAACUAUAUUUGACAUGGUUUUGAGCAUUUAUUGUGUGCCUUGACUGAAUGAACUUAUUUGUGGCUGUGUUAUGGUCCACUCAUUGCCAUGAACAUCGUGCCUCUGGGUCUGAAUUCAGUGCCAAAAGUGUAACAUGUGUUUACAGUAAGAUUUUGGUACAAUAUACUUUAUAUUUUACAUUACAAGGUGUUGCAUUUAGAAAAUUGCAUUUAUGUUUCCUGAAUGAAGUGUGACGUAAAAAAGUGCCUUAAACCUUCAUAGUUAGGUUUGUAUGGUAUUAAGUCCACCAUGAGCAGGUGGCGAAUUUGUGUGCCAUGUCCAAAGCACUUUUUAAAGUCUAGUAUUGAAGCUGGAUUUGGUUUUAAAAUGUUGAAGUACAUUUGUAAACUAAUUGGUGUGCAACAUCAUUUUUAUUCAGCAUGUACCUACCUGAAUACAAACCUAAUAGUGUGAAUUUAAUCUCACAAGUUGA